Bradysia coprophila is the source of this 1896-nucleotide messenger RNA. RefSeq names its product tubulin polyglutamylase ttll6-like. The record is from RefSeq and is a predicted model, not a curated record. Lineage: Eukaryota; Metazoa; Arthropoda; Insecta; Diptera; Sciaridae. Gene Ontology annotation, biological process: protein polyglutamylation; microtubule cytoskeleton organization. Gene Ontology annotation, molecular function: tubulin binding; tubulin-glutamic acid ligase activity. Gene Ontology annotation, cellular component: ciliary basal body.
GACAUAAUAUUAGAAUCGAUUUAUUUCAUCACACUACAUCAAAAUCCUCAAAUCCAUAAAUUAGAAUUAAAAUAUAAAUUGAACAGUAAAAUGAAGUCCGAAUCCGUAUCGGACCUAUCAACUAGCUCAGAAUUUAUCCAGAGUAGCGUGAAUGCAAUGAUGCGAAGGACGAAAAGUUGUCAUUCAUUAAAACCGAAGAAAAAUCAAGUUCUAAUUUGCAUCUCCGGCCAAAAAUACAAAAUCGUUACUGAAAUCGCUAGAGAACUUCAGUGGAAAUUGACAAAUGAGCACAAUUUGUGGAAUAUAUUUUGGACUGAUUCGAUCAUGGGUGUGGGUUUUUGCUUGACGAUGCAACGUUUUCAGAAAAUAAAUCAUUUUCCUGGCAUGAUGGAAAUCUGCCGAAAAGAUCUGUUGGCGCGUAACCUGAACAAAAUGUUAAAAGUGUUUCCGGAAGAGUAUAACAUCUUUCCUAAGACUUGGUCCUUACCGUCCAACUACGCAGACGCGUUAAAUUAUAGUUUGAAGCACAAAAACAGAACCUAUAUAAUAAAACCAGCGGCUGCAGCCCAAGGCAGAGGAAUAUACCUGACGCAGAAUCUUAAAGACAUUAACAUGGACGGAAUGAUUUGUCAAGUUUAUUUGAAGAAACCUCUGUUGAUUGAUGGUUUUAAGUUUGAUCUUAGAGUUUAUGCUCUCGUUACAUCACUUGAUCCACUGAGAAUAUACAUUUACAACGAAGGACUGACAAGAUUUGCAACAAAACCAUACGCCCUUCCUACGAAAGCAAACACCGGGAACGCGUUCAUGCAUCUAACCAAUUACUCUCUUAAUAAGCACAGCGAAUCGUUUUCGAGCGACAAAGAUAAAGGAAGCAAAAGAACCUUUUCGAGCUUAAACCGAAUACUUAGCAUGAACGGAUAUGAUGUCCAGACGUUAUGGAAUGAAAUCGAUGAAAUUGUGGUCAAAACGGUGAUCAGCGCACUACCUGUUCUGAAACACAAUUAUUCCGCAUCCUUUCCGCGACACGACGUAAUGCAAGCUUGCUUCGAAAUCUUAGGCGUUGAUAUUAUCAUCGAUGAACAUUUUAAGCCUUGGUUGCUGGAAGUAAACCACUCGCCGAGUUUCUCCACUUCAGAAUACGUUGACAGAAAAGUCAAAUCAGGUCUGGUACGCGAUACUUUUAAUUUGCUCGGUGUCAACGGCACGGACAGAAAAAAUGUUUUGCGAGAUGAUCAGAUCAGAGUAAAGAAGAGGAUGACAAAGCUAAUCAGACAUCCGAAAGAAAAGCAAUCUCUAAGAAAUCGUCGUCAAGUCCAGUAUGCAAACGAGUUGAAUGAAACACGAGCAAAUUGCGACCAAAAGCAAGCUGAAUGGGAGGCUAAUCACUUGGGAGGAUUUCGAAGAAUAAUACCAGUUGCCGGUAACCCUGAAAAGUACAGAGAUUUGAUCGAACAUCAGAACACAACGUCGGUGUACAAAGAGACCAUAUCUACUACACAAAAGAGGCAAAGUGCUGCAAUGCAAAGACGUGCAAUCAGCGCAAACGCAGUGGCUCCACGACCGAAACCGAAGAAAAUUGGUUCUGAUAUUCCGAAAAAUCAGUUUAAAUCGGUUGACAUUGGUUUUUUGCCCAACACAAUUGCUGAUUGGGAAGAGAAGGAAAGGAAAAUGAUGAUGGCCAGUCGAGCAUUUUUGGUAGAGAGUUGUGGAAUAAGAUCUGCGAUUCAUCGGGAUUUGAUGUUAAACAACUGCUUAUGCUAGCAAUACAGUAACGAAACACUUUGCGUGAGUGUAACUGACGUACUUUGAAUCAUAUUCCGUUAUUUGAUUAUUUAAUAUUGUACUCGAACAGUAAUUCUUUAAAUAAAUGUGCAAGGAAACUUAGAGCAGCACCAA